AUGCGUGCUAUAGCUGUCACAAAGUACGGUGACGUCAACAACAUUCAGAACAUCGAAAUGUCGAAACCCUCAAAUCCGAAAGGCCACGACAUCCUCGUUCGCAUCAAAGCCUGCUCGGUGAAUCCGGUCGACACAAAAGUCCGAGCAGGUGUCUACGACGACUACCCAGACUAUUACGACCGGGCGCCUAGACUUCCUCAGAUCCUUGGGUUCGACGCCGCUGGUGUGGUCGAAAGUGCUGGUCCAGAUGUCAGAAAAUACAAAGCUGGCGACGAGGUCUUCUACGCUGGCUCACCCAUUCGACAUGGCAGUAACGCAGAACUUCAAAUCGUUGACUCGCGGAGUGUAUCAUUCAAACCGAAGAGCUUAGACUGGGGACAAGCUGCUAGUAUGCCGUUGACGUGGAUCACAGCGUGGGAGGCGCUAGUAGAGCGUAUGGAGAUCCAGGAAGGAGAAGACGCUGGCAUCCUCAUCGUGAAUGGAGCAGGAGGCGUUGGCAGUGUAGCGAGCCAGAUUGCGCGACACGUUCUGAAACUACCUGUUGUGGUGACGACAGCCUCAAGGGAGGAGACCGUCAAGUUUUCGAAAGAGGUUGGAGGUGCCACACAUAUCGUUAAUCAUCGCGAGGAUCUGGUGAAGCAAGUUGAGCAAUUGAAGCUGAACCUUCCGAUUAAGUAUGUGUUCAUCACGCAUACUCCAACUUCGGGCUACCUUGGGCCUGCUGCUAAGAUACUGACGCCUUUCGGGAAAGUUUGCUCAAUUGUGCAAGACAAAGAGAUGCCAAUGUAUGGGACUGAGUUCAUGGCUAAGAGCUUGACCUUCGUUUGGGCGCUGCUAGGCACCAAGCCGUACUAUGGCGUGCAGCCGGAGAGUCAUGGCAAGAUCCUAGAGCGUCUAAGAGAUCUAUUGGACGAUAAGGAAGUGAAGUGCCAUAACACACAAAAAUUAACGCUUGACGAAGCAGGCGUAAGGAAAGCGCACGAUAUCAUUGAGGGUGGCAAGGCCAUUGGUAAGGUGUCGCUGGAGUUCUGA
This is a messenger RNA of Didymosphaeria variabile, 1032 nucleotides long. RefSeq lists its product as uncharacterized. The record is from RefSeq and is a predicted model, not a curated record. The coding region runs from base 1 to 1032 and encodes 343 amino acids. Lineage: Eukaryota; Fungi; Ascomycota; Dothideomycetes; Pleosporales; Didymosphaeriaceae. Gene Ontology annotation, molecular function: oxidoreductase activity; zinc ion binding. The transcript has a single exon.